UUAUAGUCCAUAAACUAAGCCGGCGGUGAGACUUGUGUUCUUGAAGAGCGAGGUUGGCCCAGUUGGCGGGAGCCCAGUGCAACGGCUCCGCUCUCCACUAGAUGGCGCUGCUAGCCUCCUGGGGUGGAGUGUUACGGCGCUCGAAGGUGCGUCUGCGCCUGCGCGGGAGCGGUCAAAAUGGCGUCACCAGCUACCCAGUCUGUUCUCCCGGAUCAGCAAUGGCGCACCCGUCCUCCGUCUUCAGCUCUCCUCCGCUCCCCGCUUUUCCACACUCCGUGACCAGGCCCCAGGCCGUACCUCGCUCCCGAGUUUUGCCUCAGACGCGGCUGUUUUCCCCGGCCCCUUACUCCCGAAGGACUGCGGCCCUGACCCGCUCCGCCCCUCCGCGGGAGGGUCUCACUGGGCAACGGCCGAAUGUCGGCUGCAGCCAGGAACGCCCGCUGGACCCUGCUGCUGCCGGUGCCCCGAGACUGCGGCCCGAGGCCAGCCCGCCCCAGAAAACGUUGGCGAGACAGUCCAGCAGCAGCGUUUCGGGGAUGGUGGAAAAUGGCAACACCCGUCUGGCCCCAGGCUUCACCCUCCACGACCUUGUUCCAGCACCGGCGAACCUGGCCGCCUUCCGGGGUCUGCCGGGACCAGGUGGCUUCAACAGCCUCCACCAAAUGUCCUUCCGGCAGCGGAGCCGCCUUUCCCCUGUGGCCCGAGCACCUCCCGGACCCCGUUCUGUUCCUGGGGAUUCGCCCUUCCCACCAGAGCCCUGCCAGCUUCUUCCCCGGAAGAGUCGGGCGUCCUGUUCCUUGGUUUCCCAUUCGCCCUCCCACGUGCACCGUCCUCACCUAAGAAGUGCGAGAAGUGACUGUCGGGCUCGUGUGUGAGUCUUUCUGGGAAGUCUGUCCUUCCCCCUUCUUCCCCUUCCUUGCUCCCCUCCUUCCUUUCAUCCUGCUCUCUCUCCACCACUCGCUUCUGCCUUCUCUUCUCACUGUCUCUUCUGUCUCUUCCCCAAAUACCCAUGAAACUUCCACUGUGACAGUCGCUGCAAAAAUAAAGGGACUCCUGCCCUUAUUCAAGUUCAUACUCUAGACAGACAUCCAUCAAGCCAUUAAACAAAGAAAUGCAGGAGUGCGAAUGGCGUGGGGAGAGCUUCGUGGGGCUACCGGAGUGUGUAACAGCGGAUUUACCUGGGAGGAGAGGUCCGCGAGGCUUGGCUUCGGCUCGGGAUCUGAAGGAUGAAGGAGAGUCGGCCGUGAAGGUCAUCCCAGAGGGAAGGAAGGGUGUGGAGCCCCGGCGGGGGUGGCGCAUGGGGAUGAGGGUUGAAAGAAGGCCACGUGUGGUGGGGAUGGGGUGAUGCUGAGGUCAGAGAGGGGCCAUGCUGUGUAGGUUUGAGUUUGGUCUCUACCCAGAGGGUGAUGAGAAGCAGGAGAGGAUAAGCCCAUUUUGUGUUCUAGAAAGAUCCUCUAGCUGCAGCCCGAAGAGAAUACAAAGAGAGGAGGAGAGACUGUUCUAGAAACAUCAUAAUAGCACAGGUAAGAGUUGGUGCUGGAGGAGAAGAGGUGACCAAUUCAAGAGCUAUUUAGGAAGUAAAAUCCAGAACCCAGUGCAAGGUGCAAAAUCAGGGGCAGGGGCGAGGGGUUUCAAGGAUGCAAAGCCGUGGCGGCUGGCUGCCCACCAGAUUCAUGUUCUCCCUUCUCUAGUGAGCAGCGAUGUCCGGAGCAUCUGGCCUGCCAGGCCCGACCGCGAGUCUCAGCACACAGCCUAACCGGCUGAGCUGAGUGACUGAUUCUCCCCGGUGGGACGCGAACACAGUGAUGGGUCAAAGCUUGCGAGAAGCAGGGGGACCUCACCCGUCUAGGAUUGUGAUGCAUACGGCACGGAGGACGCACUAGACGCAAGGAGGCUGGGCGUGACCCGGGAGGAAACUCCAUGUAUGAGAACCCCCUUGUGGGAGGGCGGGCUAAGCAGACUUAGGAGCGGGUGUCACAGAAGGAAUGUGAUUUGGUAGCUCACCUAAGAUCACAUCCCUCGGGAGGGCCCCGAGGCCACGCCAGCCACCGAGGCCAUCGGUGGCCGGCUGAGAGGCCACCAGGCUCCCUAGGCAUGCAGCGGUGGGGACUUUGUGCGCCGGCACUGACAGCAGGAGGAGCUGUCAGGGAGCUGGGUCGAGGGGCCCCGGCAAGAACCGUGACAGCAGGAAUCAGGGCUGGCCACAGCUCGGCCCGGACCCUCGGCCCCACCACUCGGAUUGGCUUGCGAUCUCUUCACCUGUCCUCCCGCCUGGCUGCUGGGCCUUCCCGGGGUGCCCUUCCCGUGGAUUGCUCCCCCGCAGGGAACACCGUCCUGUGUUCAUCCAACGUCAGGAACCGCACCUUCACUUUGGCCCAGGGUUCUGGCUGUCUACGGCCAAGUGUAGGUCUGGACGCUGUUACCCUCUCGUGGCCGGAAGCUGGUGUGCCCGCACUGAUUCUAACGGCCAGGAUUUUGGUCUGGGUGAAACGUAGGCACCCAGUUAAGUUUAAAUGUCAGACCGACCGACAGUGAGUAAUUUUCAGCCCGUCCCCCAAGAGAUGCCCCGUACUUCUGUUUGUGCUCUGGCAACCCGGGAUGGGGGUGAGCACGGGGGCCGCCCCGCAUGGGCGCCUGCUCUCUCUGCCUCUUCCACGUGGGAGGCUUUUCUACAGCAAAUCAGACUCCUGUGAGACAUUACUUCUUACACUCGAGCAUUCUGUGCCCUAACAUCAGAGAAGCUUGGGAACACUUGGAAAACUUGGGGAAGGGGAAGCGGGAGAAAGGCUGGGCACCAGAAUCGGAGUGGAACGCCCAUGACCCCUUGUUUAGCCCUUGUGGUUCACAGGCAGGCUGACGGUCAGAGAGGGAUUUUCAAAACGUCGCCUGCUAGCAGUGCCCCUCUUGGGCAUCGGUGCCUAUGACCAGAGACUGUGUAGGAAACGUCAGCAAAUAAAUGAAAUUUAAACAUUGGUUGUAAAGUAAUGGAAAUUUUAGCUUUGAUGCUGUGAUGACUUCUGCAAUUAGGAAAAUUGCUACGGGCAUGUACUUAAUGUGAAUGUUGUGAUUCCUUACAAAUUUGAUGAAUUAAAAAUGGUUUUUAAUUGGAAAAAUAAUUAUGGAAUGGGAAUACGACGCUUAUUAGUGAUAGGUCCCUAUGAAAUGCAAUGUUAGUUACCACGAGGGGAUGGACGGUGGAAUGCAUCCCGCAGGCGAGGAUCGUGGCUGGCCACUUCACUUCUGGCUGCAGCGACUAGACUUCCAAGGGCCCAGUAGAAACGCUCGCUGUGAACUGAAGCAGCGUGUGUAUUUUUGAGCAGGUAUCAGUGGAAAGGGACACUGGGUCCCGUGCGAAGGGUCCCAGAGAGUCAACUAUUCUUGCAUUGAAGUUGGAAUGAAGACAUGUUUGUUCAUCAAAACAUUUAUGAUUCUCUGCUUUCAGAGAAUUUAUUUAUUUUUUUUAAUUUUUUUUUUCAACGUUUAUUUAUUUUUGGGACAGAGAGAGACAGAGCAUGAA
Molecule: messenger RNA, 3517 nt
Organism: Felis catus (domestic cat)
Lineage: Eukaryota; Metazoa; Chordata; Mammalia; Carnivora; Felidae
Product: vegetative cell wall protein gp1-like
Exons: 2
Coding region: 102-875 (257 amino acids)
Source: RefSeq, a predicted model, not a curated record